GCCUACUACUAUAUGGUAGAUGCUUCGUUUCCUCGCGACGAGGAGUUGAGGACGCACCAGGGAUUAGCACAGUAGCCAUUACUUAAUCCACAACACACGGCGAGAAGGAAGGAUAUGAUGGCAUGGUUCGCCUCACUGGUCGUUCUUGGCAGCGUCUAUGUAGCCGCCUUGGCGUUCCGCCUCCUUUCGCACCUUACCGUGUGCCUCCGGCGCUGCUAUGGCACGUGGGCCGUCCUCACGGGGCCAACAUCGGGCAUUGGCUGGUCCGUCGCCAUGGAGCUUGCGCGCAGGGGACUGAACCUUGUCCUCGUCGGCCGUGAUCCGGCAAAGCUCCGUGACAUCUCCGAGACGAUAUCCAGGGCCGCUCCCACCGUGCAGACCAAGACUGUACUCUUCGACCUGUCGCUCCUCACCACCGCCCAGGGUGAGGAGGCGAUGCGGCAGCUGCAGCAGACCGUGGAGGAGUUGGACGUUGGACUGCUGGUGAACAACGCGGGCGUGCUGGAGCCCAGCGCGGUGUUCCUGCACGAGGCCGACGUGGAGGCAUGUGUGGAUAUGAUACGGGUGAACCUGCUAGCGCUGACCGAGGUGACGGCGGCAGUGAUUCCCGGCAUGGUGAAUCGCGGGAGGGGAGCUGUGGUCAACUUGGGCUCGGCUUCGUCAGAGGCCAUCCCAUCCUUACCCCUCUACACGAUGUACGCCGCAACUAAACGCUAUGUCGCUCGGUUCUCGAAAUGUCUUCACGUUGAGUAUAGACGCAAAGGAAUCGAUGUGCAAUGCCAGGCACCGUUCUUCGUGGAUGGCACAAUGGCGUCAAGAUUCGCCGAGGCCAGGCGUUUUGUGCCAUUGACGCCAACGCCAGACGCCUACGCCCGCGCGGCAGUGCGCUGGAUCGGACACGGCCCACUAUGCGUGCCCAACUUCCGACACCAGAUAAUGUGGUUCUUUGCGGGAAUUGCGCCUGACUUUUUGCAAGAUGGAAUCCUCCUGCGUGAUCACCUAUGGCAAAGAAAUGAGUUACAGAUAACGAGGUCUUUGCCCGAGGUGUGCCCUAUUAAGCAAGGUGGACAUGCGGCUGCCUGAAGCUGUGUUUGCCAGACAAUUAAUUGCGUAAAACGCUUACUCUACUACCUCCGGGUAGGAAUAUAACCGACGCACAUGAAUUUAAGUCUGUAAUCUAUUCUACUCUCUACUAUUAAAGGGAGUCGGUAGCGUUUACUCCACUGCGGUUAAUCCUCUCCCACCUAUUUUUUCAUAUCGUACCGAUAUAUUUAAACCAGGUUUUAGCCUAUGCCCUAUUUAAACC
Molecule: messenger RNA, 1306 nt
Organism: Triticum aestivum (bread wheat)
Lineage: Eukaryota; Viridiplantae; Streptophyta; Magnoliopsida; Poales; Poaceae
Product: very-long-chain 3-oxoacyl-CoA reductase 1-like
Exons: 4
Coding region: 115-1083 (322 amino acids)
Cellular component (GO): endoplasmic reticulum
Molecular function (GO): ketoreductase activity
Source: RefSeq, a predicted model, not a curated record